Molecule: messenger RNA, 792 nt
Organism: Arabidopsis arenosa
Lineage: Eukaryota; Viridiplantae; Streptophyta; Magnoliopsida; Brassicales; Brassicaceae
Source: the annotation of a GenBank genome assembly
AUCAUCUCCUUUGAAACAAACAAUAAUGGCAAAACAAGAUGGGACUAGCAGCAGCAACACGAUACUACCACUCGUAGGAUCUGAGUUUGUUCGUCCUCAACCGUUAGAUCUAACGAUAACCGGAGAUACAGUGAAGGACGCAACCGGGAACAAAGUGUUCAAAGUCAAAACGCCUCUCUUUGGUCUCCACAACAAAAGAAUUUUGGUUGAUCCUAAUGACUCUCCCAUUGUCACCAUGAAAAUGAAGGUGACUAGUAAGCACGAUCGAUGGCAAGUGUAUAGAGGAAGUGAUUUAGAUGAUAAGAUCUUCACAGUUAAAAGAUCUUCGACUGUUCAAUUGAAGACAAGAGUUGAAGUAUUCUUGAAACAUAACCAGACCAAAGAAUCGUCUUGUGAUUUCACAAUCAAAGGUCGCUUUAUGAAACGUGCUUGUACUAUCUAUGUUGGAGAUUCUACCAAAAUCAUCGCUCAGGUAUAUGAAGGAGAUGAGAGACUAGUGGCUACAAUUUAUCCUAAUGUCGAUUAUGCUUUCAUUGUCACACUUAUCUUUAUAUUUGACCUCAUCAAUAAUGGUGGGACUGCGAUCUGAUUAUUAGUUUGAGCAUAAUCUGAUUGUGGUCAAGUGUUGACUUUUUAUACCUUGUCUUAUUUGUAUGUGUGUGACUCAUGUGUGUGUUUUGCCAAUGUUUGUUACGUGAAAGCACCAUUGUUUUGAGGUGCUCCAUGUGAGAAAUAGCUGUUGCAAGAGUGUGUUAAAUCUUUCUGUGGACUCAAUUAAGGUCUUUUAUUUUA